GCAGCAGCCUGUGGAGACAAGGGGGGGGGGGGGACGAGUGAGCUUGAGUCUGCGUCCACUUCACGCCUGCUAAAUAAGACACGUCCAGUUGUGGAUUAUCUGCGUCUGCUGCCACAGAGCUGGAGGCCCCCCCACCUCCUCCUCCGCCGCCUCCUCCUGCCUCUCACUCUCCCUCUCUCACUGGCAGCAGUGGCAGCAGUGCAGCGAGAGACGGGCUCCUGCUUCUCUCCUGCAGUCACCUCCACUACUGAGUGAAAAGAGAAAGAAGGGGAAGAGGAGGUGGAACACUGAGCGACUCCUCUCAUAUCGUGUACCCGCCUCUCUGCAGCAGAGGACCUUGUGGUUUGGCGAAAUGAACAAAAUGAAGAACUUCAAGCGCCGCUUCUCACUAUCCGUGCCAAGAACAGAGACGAUAGAGGAGAAUGAGUUCACAGAGCAGAUAAAUCAGCUCAACAUUCAACGGAACGAGGAUAUGGUACCAAACAGCCUGGGCCUGCACAGCUUACACCCAGAGCCGAGUCCGCUGGCCUCAGACCACCAGGCCCCGUCUCCUACUCAGCUCCACUACCGCAACAAGGUCCAGCACCGUCGCUUCUCUAUGGAGGAUGUCAGUAAGCGGAUGUCUCUGCCCAUGGACAUUCGCCUGCCGCCGGAGUUUCUGAAGAAGCUGCAGAUGGAGAGCCCACAGCCCUGCAAACCGCUUAGCCGCAUGUCCAGACGAGCCUCACUGUCUGACAUCGGUUUUGGGAAACUGGAGACCUAUGUGAAACUAGGCAAACUGGGAGAGGGCACUUAUGCCACAGUAUUCAAGGGGCGCAGUAAGCUGACAGAAAAUCUGGUGGCCCUGAAAGAGAUCCGGCUCGAGCAUGAAGAAGGAGCCCCAUGCACUGCCAUCAGGGAAGUUUCACUCCUGAAGAACCUGAAACAUGCCAACAUUGUUACUCUGCAUGACAUCAUUCACACUGACCGCUGUCUCACUCUGGUCUUUGAGUAUUUGGAUAGUGAUUUGAAGCAGUACCUAGACAACUGUGGAAACCUCAUGAGCAUGCACAAUGUGAAGAUAUUUAUGUUCCAGCUUCUCCGCGGUUUAUCCUACUGUCACAAGAGAAAGAUUCUACACAGGGACCUCAAGCCACAGAACUUGCUCAUCAAUGAAAAGGGAGAACUCAAGCUGGCUGACUUUGGCCUGGCGAGAGCGAAAUCCGUCCCGACGAAAACCUACUCCAACGAGGUGGUGACUUUGUGGUACCGGCCCCCUGAUGUUCUGCUAGGUUCUACGGAGUACUCGACACCUAUAGACAUGUGGGGCGUGGGGUGCAUUCUGUACGAAAUGGCGACGGGGAGGCCCAUGUUUCCCGGCUCGACUGUCAAGGAGGAGCUGCACCUGGUCUUUCGCCUCAUGGGGACCCCAACUGAGGAGACCUGGCCAGGAAUUUCUGCUAAUGAGGAGUUCAAGUCCUACCUAUUCCCCCAGUAUAGAGCCCAGGCCCUUAUAAACCACGUUCCCAGGCUGGACACAGAGGGUAUUGACCUCCUCUCAGCGCUUCUACUGUACGACACCAAGAAAAGGAUCUCGGCCGAGGCGUCGCUGACACACACAUACUUCCUCAGCCUGGGAGAGAACAUCCACUCCUUACCAGACACAUCGUCUGUGUUCUCGCUAAAGGAGGUGCAGCUGCAGAAGGACCCAGGCCAUCGCAGCUCUGUCUUUCAGCCCCCAGGUCGGGGCAAGAACCGCCGGCAGAGCAUAUUCUAAUGGCUGAUAUGGUGGCCACCCAAAAGAGGAAGGUGUACAUCAGAUGAACAACAUCACUAUGAAGCAAAUGGCUGUAGCUGACCCUUCCGUGUCCGACCUGCCCGCCCGUCUCCUGAAACCUUCCCUCAGUGAUACACACAGCUGAAAGACAGGAAACUGGAGACCUUACACACUGAGGUCAACUGUAUUCGCCACUGCUAUAUAUGAUUAGAGUCUAUUACCUCCCCAAAGAGUGGUAAACAAACGCCUGGCUUUCUCCUGCUGUCCCGGGUCCUUGGAGCCUUGAACAAUAUAGGCCAAAACACUCUUACAUUUCUGUAAAGAAUGCUGGAAUAUUCUCAUGAAUACCGUUUUUUGGACAUGGGUCUGUGCCUGGUUGCAUAACAGCACUGAAGUUUCCUUUAACGCUUUAGAUUUCACUCAAGUAAAGAUAUUAAAUAUGUGCAGUGCAGUGAACACCUUAAAUGUUUUCUUGGCUAAAAACAGCAGUUUUCUCUGAUCAGAUAUUGUUUUAUGUCAAGUUUGACUGUUGCCAUGGAGACAGUUAGCUUGCCUGACUUUGUGUUAAUCCCUUUGAAUGGCCAGUUUUAUCACACACUCCUAUAACCUAAGAACAGCUCAGGCAGUUUGCGCUGAAGUCCCUGUAGUCACUGAAUAAUAAGCCUUAGUAUGUAAUAUGCCUGGGAUUUUAAGGGGCUCAAAUUCGGAGGUUUCCCAGUCUGUAGUCUGUUAUCAUCAUCAUCAUCUUGUCUGAAAAAUUGGAGUUCCUUACCGAUUUUAAGGUUUCGCUAAGCCCCUGCUGUUUUCUUGAAUUAAUAAUUCUUGAUAAAUGAAUCAGGACCAGUCCCAUUUCUUACUUUUACGCCUACCUCUUGUUUUCAAGUGUCACCUUAGGCCUUGGAACUGAGUUACAGGGUCAGUGGUUGAGAUCUUCCCUCUGAAAUGAGACCCUCAAAUAAAAAGA
Messenger RNA from Pygocentrus nattereri (red-bellied piranha), 2720 nucleotides. It is a transcript of the gene cdk18, whose product is annotated as cyclin dependent kinase 18. The record is from RefSeq and is a predicted model, not a curated record. Gene Ontology annotation, cellular component: cytoplasm; nucleus. NCBI's taxonomy places the organism in Eukaryota, Metazoa, Chordata, Actinopteri, Characiformes, Serrasalmidae. Gene Ontology annotation, biological process: protein phosphorylation. The transcript has 17 exons. Gene Ontology annotation, molecular function: protein kinase activity; ATP binding. The coding region runs from base 353 to 1756 and encodes 467 amino acids.